This is a messenger RNA of Sclerotinia trifoliorum, 1174 nucleotides long. NCBI's taxonomy places the organism in Eukaryota, Fungi, Ascomycota, Leotiomycetes, Helotiales, Sclerotiniaceae. The record is from the annotation of a GenBank genome assembly.
AUUCAAUACUAUUAUCAACGGCAUCAAUCUAGAACCAUUUCGACUAUUAUUCUCCUAGUCUCGUUUAUUUAAAAGAGACAAGUCUAGACUUUGUAUUUGUUUCAAUUUCAUAAAGAUGAACUGUCAAAAAGGGAUAUUGCCAUUGUACCGGCGUAUUAUCAAGUCCUCCAACUCCCCCGCAAUCACCAAACUCACCAAACGAUCUAAAGGAUACAAAAGCGAAGAACCAUUUGUCCUCCCAAGGGUAGUAAUUGAUCUUGAUGCUCCUGAAAACCCCGCUGUACGCGACUACGAUGCAACAGAAGACAAUAUCCUAACACCUUUCCAACAACAAAUCGUCCGAUCAGCAGAUAAAGCCAUCGCUAGAAGAACCAAACUAGUUCGCAAACAAUUGGACGAAAAAUUAGUGGGGUUUCCUCGCAAGGGAGGUAAAAAAAAUCAACAUAUCAGAGAUGAUGCUUUAGAGCAUGAGUUAGCGUAUAACCCAGAUGCCUCACCACCAACUGUUACGGCGGUGGAUCUUAUGACGUAUGCACUACUUGGGAAUCCAUUCACAGCUAGGGGAUCGAAAGAGCCGACUCAUAUGAGGGAUGUACAUAUGGAGAGAUUGUUCAUGGGUCAUAGUAUUGAUUUUAAGGAUACGGCGAAUAUGACGAUUAGGGCUUUGACGGAGGAUUUUGAUAUUUCGACGGAUGGGCAAGGUGAGGAGAAUGUUAAAACGGAGCAGAACCGAGAAAUUGCGGGAAGGAGGAAUAAAAGAAAGGAGGAGCUGGAAAAUGAGGAGCAGAACAUUGAAAAAGGAGAAUAAUGAGGCACACACAGUGAAUAGAAAAAGGAACUGUAGCUUUGGAUAUUGAGAGGAUGACCGCGAAGGGCGUUGAAUUCACGAUCCUGUGGAGUCUCAAGAGUAGCUCAAGAGGUCAUCGAGUCAGGCAUCCGCAACUCAGAUCUGAAAUUUCCCACCCUGUUGAAGUUUGUGAGCAGAUCACCAAACGAUGAAGGGGGAUGAGCCAUGGAGUGGCAUGAGAUUUAGGCUGAUGCGGCUUCAAAGGGAAACUAUGUAGACUUUGGUUGUCGUGAGACCUACCUGAACUUCAGCUAGUCUGGUACUGACACCCAGAAACAAUAAGUCUAUACCAAAGAGAGUCUUUAUGGGUCAUAUAAUCGUUGACUA